Messenger RNA from Lactuca saligna, 2190 nucleotides. Lineage: Eukaryota; Viridiplantae; Streptophyta; Magnoliopsida; Asterales; Asteraceae. The record is from the annotation of a GenBank genome assembly.
AUGUUUCCACCCAAAUUCCAGUUACGAAGUAAAGCAAUUAGAUCAAAUUUCUGCAAUCGUUCGAAUUUUGCUCUCUUUUUCACGCAUACUACUUCGUGUGAUGAAGAAAGGAAAGAACAACACCUUGAAGAAAGCAUUACUAACAGGUCUUAUUGGACCAGAAGAAUCCACAAGCUUUGUGCAAUCGAUCGCAAUGUCGAUGAAGCAAUCACCCUUGUUGACAAGCUUUGCAUCCAUGGAUACCACCUCGAUUCGCUCAACCUCAGCAGCAUAAUCCACGCUCUCUGUGAUUCCAACAGGUUUGCUGAAGCUCACCGUCGUUUUCUCUCAUCUCUUUCUUGCUCUUCAGGUAAUGGUUUUAUCAUACCAGAUGAACGGACGUGUAACGUGAUCAUUGCAAGGUUAUUAGAUUGGGGGAAAAAUCCCCAUGUCACAUUGCGUCUUGUGCAUAGAAUUAUCGCUGUGAAACCUCAUUUUGUCCCAUCGUUGAUGAAUUUUAACCGUUUGAUCAAUCAGCUUUGUUCGUUUUCAUACGUUCAUUCAGCACAUGUUUUGUUCUUUCAUAUGAAGAGUUUAGGCCAUCUUCCUAAUGAGGUUUCCUACACUACUUUGAUCAAUGGCUAUUCCAGAAUUGGGGAACUGGGAUUUGCACAUAAGCUGCUCGAUGAAAUGUCUGAAUCUGGGGUAAAGCCUAACUCACUAACAUACAGUGUCUUAAUCCGUGGAGCUCUUCAUGUAAGGAAUAUCGAACUCUACACCUCAUUGCUUCAAAAACUAUGGACAACAAUGGCUAAUGAAAAUCAUGAUCACAUUGUCAAUCAUGCUGCUUUUUCGAAUCUAAUUCAUGCUUUAUGUCAAGAAGGAAUGUUCAAAUCAGUUUUUGAAAUCGCUGAACAGAUGCCACAAGAGAACAACGUGAACAAUGCUUUUGCUUAUGCCCAAAUGAUAGACUCACUUUGUCUCCAUGGAAGACAUCAUGGUGCUUCAAGAAUAGUUUACAUCAUGAUGAAACGAAAUUAUAUCCCAAGCUUAGUUUCCUACAACUCAAUCAUCCAUGGACUUACCAAAAAUGGUGGAUACCUUAGAGCAUAUCAAUUAUUAGAACAAGGGAUCGAAUUUAACUACACACCAUCUGAAAACACUUACAAGAUUCUCAUACAAUGUCUUUGUUUACAAGAACACAAUCUUAUAAAAGCAAAGAAGCUUCUUGACAUUAUGUUAAACAAAAAAGGGGUAGACAAGGUUAGAAUUUACAAUAUUUACAUACAAUCUUUAUGUCAAAUGAAUAAAGAUUCUUCAACCGAGCUUCUAAACACCCUUCUCAUCAUGCUCGAGACAAAAUGUCACCCUGACAUAAUUACUCUCAACACAAUUAUCAAUGGAUUUUGUAAAAUGGGAAAACUUGAAGAUGCAAUGAAGGUUUUAGAAGAUAUGUUAAUUGGAAAGUUUAACUUUUGCACUCCUGAUAAUGUGACAUUUACUACAAUUAUAAGUGGUUUAUUAACAUUUGGAAGAUUAAAAGAAGCUUUUAACAUUUUAUAUAAAGUUAUGCCCGAAAAGGGUUUUCACCCGAGUGUCAUAACAUAUAAUGUUGUUCUUCGUGGUUUGUUUAACCUCGGUCUUGUGAAAGAAGCCAUGGAAGUGUUUAACUCUAUGGGUUUUGGUACAGAUACUGGUACUGAUACUGACAAACUGAUUGAUAAUAGUAAAAAUGUGAUAUCUAGAUUUGAACUUAAGACUGGUACUGAUUAUGACAUUCUUACUGUUGGGACAAACAUGUGGGGCCUGGUUGCUGAUAGUACUACACAUGCAAUAAUGAUUGAUGGAUUAUGCAAAUGUGAUUGUGUAGAUGAAGCGAAGGUGUUUUGGGAUGAUGUAAUUUGGCCUUCGGGGGUUCAUGAUAAUUUUGUGUAUUCGGCUAUGAUUAAAGGGCUUUGUGGAUCCGGGAAGUUUAAUGAAGCUUGUGAUUUUGUUUAUGAAUUGGUGGAUUGUGGGGUUAGGACAAAUGUUGUGAAUUAUAAUAUUUUGAUUGAAGGUGGUUGUAAGUUGGGUUUAAAAAAAGAAGUGUAUCAGAUUUUGGGGGAAAUGAGGAAGAAUGGAGUGGAACCGGAUUCGGUUACAUGGAGGAUAAUUGAUAAAUUACAUAAGCAAAAGAAAGAAUGGAGUUGUGAAGACAAAAUCAAUGUAUAA